GCGUGGUAAAAAAGGGUGAACUUGGGGGGCUGUCUUUGCGCGCGCUGCGCCGCCCAACCGGAGAUGCGCGAACGGACGCUGGCUCAUUCGCUCUGGUGCAGACACCGGAGUCAGCGGGGAAUGUGUUUGGACACCGGCGUUUCGAUUAAAUAAUAAAAAACAGCAACACACAAUUGGAGAAGCCAAACACCUGAGCGUUUUCUUUUCCCGCCGGUUGUUAUUUGCCAACGGCCGCUUGUCGCGCUAUCGGUUGUUUGAAUCGCCACCUCACGCAGGAUUGCAGCGCCCUGCUCUUCGUAAACAUUCGUGAAUGGAAAGCAGUUGCAGAAAAGACACACAUCUUGACAAACGUUUCUCGAAUCCUCUGCAGUUUUGUGAUUGAUUAGCUGGAUCCUCUUGCAUCCUUUGAGGGAAGAUGGAGACCUUCUUCGCAGAGGGUUCUCGAGUGUGGGUGAAUCAUAAAGAUCAGCUGGUCCCGUCUACAGUGAACUCCUGUGGAGAUGGAACCCUGGUGCUCACCACCGACUACGGGGAGGCGGUGUACCUGCAGCAGGCGGAGGUGAACAGAGAGAAGGUGUCCCCCAUGCACCAGAGCAGCAUUGAUGGAGUGGAGGACAUGUCCACGCUGGCAGAACUCCAUGAGGCCGCCAUCAUGCACAACCUUCAUCAGAGAUACCAGAAAGACAACAUCUAUACUAACAUAGGUUCUAUCCUGGCGGCCGUGAACCCUUAUAAGCAGAUCAGAGGGCUGUAUGAUCUCUCUGCAGUGGAGCUGUACAGUCAGCAUCAUUUGGGCGAGCUGCCACCACACAUCUUUGCUAUUGCCAAUGAGUGCUACCGCUGCUUAUGGAAGAGACAUGAUAGCCAAUGUGUGCUGAUCAGUGGUGAAAGUGGAGCUGGGAAAACAGAGAGCACCAAACUACUGCUACAGUUCCUAUCUGUCAUGAGCCAAAACUCUGCCGGGACACCACCUACAGAGAAGAGCACACGUGUGGAGCAAGCCAUCGUACAGAGCAGCCCCAUCAUGGAAGCAUUUGGAAACGCCAAAACAGUCUACAACAACAACUCCAGUCGUUUUGGAAAAUUUAUUCAGCUGCAUUUCUCUCAAAGCGGGAACAUCCAGGGAGGAUGCAUCGUCGACUAUUUGCUUGAAAAGAAUCGAGUGGUAAGGCAGAAUCCAGGCGAGAGAAACUACCACAUCUUUUAUGCUUUGCUGGCCGGGGCUAGCAAAAGCCAAAAGGAGACAUAUUUUCUGGAAGACUCCCCUGAGUUAUUUCAUUAUCUGAGUCAGUCAGGAUGUGUGAAGGACCGCAGUCUUGAUGACAAACGGCUUUUUGACGACGUCAUGGAGGCUCUGAAGGUCAUGGAGUUCACAGAAGAAGAGAUCAGAGAUAUGUUUAAACUGCUGUCUGGAGUUCUCCAGCUUGGUAACGUGGAGUUCAUGACGGCAGGGGGUGCUCAGAUCACCACCCAACAGGUUGUCACUAAUGUGAGCGAGCUCCUGGGUCUGGACAGUUUUCAGUUGUCUGAGGUUCUGACCCAGCGUUCCAUGAUCCUCAGAGGAGAAGAGAUCUGCUCUCCACUCACAGUGGAACAGGCAAUAGAUUCCCGGGAUUCGGUUGCUAUGGCGCUUUAUUCUCAGUGCUUCUCGUGGAUCAUCAUGCGAAUUAAUCAGAAGAUAAAGGGCAAAGAUAAUUUCAAGUCUAUUGGAAUCUUGGACAUCUUUGGUUUUGAGAACUUUGAGGUGAACCGUUUUGAGCAGUUCAGCAUUAACUAUGCUAAUGAGAAACUGCAAGAAUAUUUCAACAAACACAUCUUCUCUCUGGAGCAACUGGAGUACAACAGGGAAGGGAUUCACUGGGAAGCCAUUGACUGGAUGGACAAUGCAGAAUGUCUGGAUCUGAUUGAGAAGAAACUGGGCAUGUUAGCUCUGAUUAAUGAGGAGAGCCGAUUUCCCAAGGGUACUGACUUCACCCUGCUGGAGAAACUUCACGGCAGACACUCUACUAAUCCCUAUUAUGUGAAACCCAGACUGGCAGACCAUCAGUUUGGGAUAAAACACUAUGCUGGAGAGGUCUUAUAUGAUGUGAGGGGGAUUUUAGAAAAGAACAGAGACACAUUUAGAGAUGAUAUACUGAACAUGUUGAAGGAUAGUAGAUUGGAUUUCAUCUAUGACUUGUUUGAGCAAGUGAGCAGUAGAAAUAAUGAAGAGACCUUGAAGAUGGGUACAGCAAGAAAAAAACCCACUGUCAGCUCACAGUUCAGAGACUCUCUCCAUGCCCUAAUGGCCACUCUCAGUGUAUCCAACCCCUUUUUUGUGCGUUGCAUCAAACCCAACAUGGAAAAGAACCCAAACAAGUUCGACCCAGAUGUGGUUCUUAAUCAAUUGCGGUACUCUGGCAUGUUGGAGACAGUAAAGAUUCGUAGAGCUGGAUUCCCUGUCCGACGCACCUUUAAAGACUUCUUCAGCAGGUAUAACAUCAUUCUGAAUGAGAAGGAAAAGGCAGCUGUGGCUUCGAAUGGAGAUGAGAAAAAGAAGAGCACGGAUCUGCUGACUCUUCACGACAGGUCCAAAAAGGAAUGGCAGAUUGGAAAGACCAAGGUAUUUCUGAAGGAACCUCUGGAACAGAAGAUGGAGAAGCAGAGAGAUGAAGUACGAAGCAAAGCUGGACUGAUAAUACGAGCCUAUCUUCUAAGAUAUAUUGCAAGAAAGAACUUUAAGAAGGCUCGGGACAGCAUUUUGACCAUCCAGAAGAACUACCGCGCACAUUUCUAUCGACGUCGGUUUCAACGGAAACGCUCAGCUGCACUUGUUCUCCAGAAACACAGGCGAGGGCAAGUGGCAAGAGGAGUUUGUCGCAAACUACGAGAAGAAAAGAGGAAGAAAGAGGAGGAGGAAAGAAAAAAGAAAGAAGAGGAAGAGAAUAAAACAGAGGGAGACCAUGAAAAGAAAAACAAAGAGGAAAAGGAAGGAGAGGAAGCAGAGUCUCCACAGUCGUCUGAGGAAGAGCACCGUCAAAUGGAGGAAAUUCUGCAAUUGGAGCGAGAGAUUGAACGUCUUCAGAAGAAAAGAGAAGACGGCGUGUCUAUGCUGUGUGAGAGCUCAAGACAGGAACUCCGCUUGCGGCGUGAUGCUGAGGUGCUGCGUCAGAAAAAAGCUGCUUCUCGUGUUGCCACUGAGUUCCUUGAACUGCUUGACACCGGAGGCCCUGAAGUCAUUCCUGGUGAACCUAAGCGACCUGCCUCCAGAUCGACAGGCGCCACUGAGGAAGAGGUAGAUGAAGGCUUCCAUGCAGAAGAAGAGUGCAUACCACUUCCUGAGUUCCCUCCGCCGGUGGAAGGUCCAGUGGAUCAGGAGAUCUUAGGCACUCUGCCACCUCCUCCUGCUGCUUUUGCCGAGGGCACAGUUGCUCCAUCUGCAUCCAAUGUUCCACCAGGGGCUCCUCCUCCUCCACCACCUCCUCCUCCACCUCCUCCUCCUCUCCCUGGUGAAGCUAAAAAGGAAACUGGAAAGCCUGAAGAGGCUAAAACAGUUAAAGAGGUGGAUGAGAAAAAGCAGGGAGAGGAUGUGGAUCGCACCAGCAGACUGACUGCAGCAGAGUCUCUGCCAGACACAGAGGAACCUAUCUACAGUGUACCUGGGGAUGGUGAGUCAGACUAUGACCAAGAUGAUUUAGAGGAUGGACAGAGCAGCAUUGCAGCGACAGACGCAGAACAUGCGCGCAAGUCCACCUGCACCAAUGCAAGCCAGGAGUCUUACAACCGCAGCUCAGAUUCAUAUGCUGAUAGCGAUGAUGAGCACGAUGGGUAUGUGGACACAGAUGAGGAGGUAUCCAACGGUAAAGUAAACAUCUUGAAUGGGAAUGGACCUCCGUAUUUCCACAGCUAUCUUUACAUGAAGGCUGGCUUGAUGAUCCCGUGGCGCAGGCGUUGGUGUGUUCUGAAGGACGACACUUUCAUGUGGUUCCGCUCUAAACAGGAGUCGUUAAAGUCAGGCUGGCUUUAUAAGAAGGGCGGCGGCCUAUCCACUCUCUCUCGCAGGAACUGGAAGAUGCGCUGGUUCGUUCUGCGAGACUCUAAGCUCAUGUACUUUGAGAAUGACAGCGAGGAAAAACUGAAAGGGACAAUUGACAUCCGCUCAGCUAAGGAGAUUGUGGACAAUCAUGAGAAAGAGAAUGCUCUGAAUAUUGUGACAGACGAGAGAACAUACCAGGUAUUUGCAGAGUCACCGGAGGAUGCUAGUGGCUGGUUUACCGUGUUGAGUCGGGUCCAAAAUGCCACCCCAGAGCAGCUGCUGGAGAUGUCUCAUGAGCAGGCCAACCCAAAGAACGCUGUGGGCACACUGGAUGUUGGAUUGAUUGAUUCAGUUUGUGCUUCAGACAACCCUGACAGACCCAAUUCAUUUGUGAUCAUCACAGCCAAUCGAGUGAUCCACUGUAACUCAGACCUGCCGGAGGAAAUGCAUCACUGGAUCAGUCUGCUGCAGAAACCCAAAGGAGACUCCAAGAGUGAUGGACAGGAGUUCCUAGUCAGAGGAUGGCUCCACAAGGAGAUGAAGGCUGGAGCAAAAAGUUCUGCUCUCAAAUUGAAAAAGCGCUGGUUUGUGUUGACUAACAACUCUCUGGACUACUACAAGUCUUCUGAGCGCAAUGCAUCUAAAAUGGGCACUCUGGUUCUGAACAGCCUGUGCUCUGUGGUCCAGCCUGAGGAGAAAAAGUUUAAAGAGACAGGUUACUGGAACAUCAUAAUUCAUGGGCGUAAACAUUCAUACCGGCUGUACACCAAGUUGCUGAAUGAAGCCAUGCGCUGGGUGUCUGCCAUUCAGGGAGUCAUUGACAACAAGGCUCCUAUUGAAACGCCCACCCAGCAACUCAUAAGGGACAUUAAGGAGAACAGUGUGAACUCUGAGGCCGUGGAACAAAUGUAUCGAAGAAACCCUAUAUUGAGAUACACCCAGCAUCCCUUGCAUUCGCCUCUUCUGCCACUACCAUAUGGAGAGGUCAGCGAAAGCUUGCAAAAGGAGAAGGGUUAUGGAAGCCUGCAGGAUGAGGCUGUGAAGAUCUUUAACUCACUUCAGGAAAUGGAGAUAGUUUCAGACCCUGUCGCCAUCAUCCAGGGCAUCCUGCAGACCUGCCAUGAUCUACGGCCACUGAGAGAUGAGGUGUACUGUCAGCUGAUCAAACAAACCAAUCACGUGCCCCAACCCAACAGCCCUGCAAACCGCGCACACUGGCACCUGCUCACCUGCAUGAGCUGCACCUUCCUGCCCAGUCGUGCCAUCCUGCGCUACCUCCGAUUCCACUUGAAGAGAGUUAGAGAGCGCUACCCUGGCACUGAGAUUGAGAAGUAUGCCCACUUCAUUGGUGAGUCCCUGAAGAAGACAAAGGCCAGGGAGUAUGUGCCCUCUCAGGAGGAGAUCGCCGCCCUGCUGAACAGACAGGAAAUGACAACUACUGUGUACUGCCAUGGAGGAGGUUCUUGCAAGAUAUCCAUCAACUCACACACCACAGCUGGGGAGGUGGUUGAGAAGCUAAUUCGUGGUCUGGCGAUGGAAAAUAGCAGGAAUAUGUUCUCUUUGUUUGAGCACAAUAAGGUGGAGAGUCGGGCCAUAGAAAGCCGUAUAAUUGUAGCAGAUGUGCUCGCAAAGUUUGAGAGGUUGGCAGGUAGUGAAGAUGAGGAGGAGGAGGGUCCCUGGAGGCUAUAUUUCAAGCUCUAUUGCUUUCUUGAUGUGGAAAGUAUGCCCAAAGAGGGAGUGGAAUUCGCCUUCAUGUUUGAGCAGGCUCAUGAAAGUCUCAUCAGUGGUCAUUUCCCAGCCCUUGAGGAAACCCUCCAGCACUUAGCAGCCCUGCGACUGCAGUACAUCCACGGGGACGUGGCCCGUACGCCCUGGAGCCUAAGCAGCGUCUACCCUGUUGGACGACUUCGCACCCGCAUACUCCAAUCCACUAAAGCAGGGGGUGCUGGAGUACCCGGAGCUGGUAUAAUAGGUCCAGGAGGACACACUUUAGAACGCCGGAGGACCAACUUUCUAGAUGGGACACUAAGACGUAGCUUCAAGACGGGAUCUCUGAAGAAACAGCGCGUGGAGGAGGAACAGAUGUUGGAGAUGUUUGUAAAGGAGGAGAUGUCAGCCACACUGACCAGCGUGCUGGAGAAAUGGAGCCGUCUACAGGGCAUGCCUCAACAUCAGGCCAUGCUCAGCUACAUGACAGUCAUCAAAGAGUGGCCAGGAUAUGGGUCCACACUAUUUGAUGUUGAGUGUAAGGAGGGCGGAUUCCCUCAUGAUCUGUGGCUGGGAGUCAGUGCUGAAAAUGUCUCUGUGUACAAACGCGGUGAACCCAAACCGCUCGAAACGUUCCAGUAUGAGCACAUCGUUUUCUUCGGCGCACCUCAGCCCAGCACAUACAAAAUCAUUGUUGAUGAAAGAGAGAUGUUCUUCGAGACAUCUCAGGUGGGUGAAAUCACUAAGAUCAUGAAGGCAUACAUCAACAUGAUCGUCAAAAAACGCUGCAGCAUUAUGUCCAUCACCAGCAACAGCAGCGCCUGGAUGAGGUGAUCGAUGGCAACCAGCGCCCAAAGUGUCCAGAAACACAGUGCGAUGAAAGUAAAGUAUGCUACUGUCCGUUAUUGAUUGGAGAAUGAGAGCAGAGAAGAAACAGAGACUUCACCCUUCCAACGAUUGACCUUAACCUACUGAAAUCCUCUGUUCUAAAUACAACAGCACACACACAUUCAUUUAAUAUGAAUCGGACCAGUUUCACCUUUAUGAAGCACAACAAAGCCUGGUAACCUGCUCACUGUUCCCUCCCCUCACUGCCAGCACCCUUCCUGAUGACCAAACUUAUUUAUUUCCUUCUCUCGUCUUCUCCAUUUAAUUCCUUUCUCUCUACCCUCAGUAAUGUUGUACCUAACCAACAACCACCCACGAUUCCAUUUACCGGUAGAUUUACAGAGGUGUGUAUAUUGUGCUUGUGUGUGAGAUCAGAGUUUGUGCACACACACACACAGAGGUGAACACUUCGUGGAGCGCAUACAGAGCUAUUUUGUAAAGCCAUGGCUGCUGGAGUCCGUUCGGAGAGCUGGAAAAGGCUAUGCGUUAACAUUCCCAUUUGUGUAAAUGGCAGCUGCUCGGCUGGAGCAGGACACCCCAGAAGUAUGCUGUUUGAAUUCUGUCAACUUUGCUCGUUGCCGCUCAAUUUCACAUACAGGUUUUUUUGAGAGAAUCACCUGAGCCAUAAAUGCCAUGUGACUUGGACCGCAGGAAAAUGACAUCCUGGCAGCUCUGAUUGGCUGAUGGCACCAAAAAGGAACAUGCAACAAAAAAAAAACUGCUUUAAUGAAAUGUGUGCAAUUUAUGUGUUUUUUCCAAACAUUUUGCCUGUUCGGUCAAAAGCGUAGUUACAAAACCUACCAUCAGAGGCCACCUGGAGUCAGCCAGCCAAUCAGAUCGCAGUAUAAUUGUGGCCUGGCACUUUGCGGAUAUCAGCAGCGACUGUCUACUUGUUUGUAAGACUGUUCACACAUCAUCAAUGCAACAUCCUAUUUUGUAUUAAAUGCCAGAGUCUAUAAAUACAUAUGCUGAAGUGUUACAUUUGAUACUGUCUACAUUACUUACGUAUUUACAGAAAUUACAGCAUUUUCCUUUUUUGUUAUUUUUGCCCGUGAUGCACAGCUUGUGUAAUUUCACCUGUACCAAGGCACAAAAGCAUACCUAUUUUGACCAGUUUGGUUUCCUAAGCACCUCUAUUCACUAUUACAGAGAUCGGAUAACUGUUAUGAAGUGUUAUGCAAGUAGUGCCAGACCUGCCUGCCCAAAGCAAGCAAUGAAAAGUAUUGUAUUAAGUAACAGCAGUCAAGAUUCAAUAAGCAUGUGUUUUGUGCUGUAUCAAUUCGUAUACUUAACGUUAAUUGUGAAACACUUAAACUUAUUUUAUGAUUAAAGCACUUAAACUGUU
Puntigrus tetrazona (Sumatra barb) is the source of this 7955-nucleotide messenger RNA. RefSeq names its product myosin X, like 1 (gene myo10l1). The transcript has 40 exons. Gene Ontology annotation, biological process: signal transduction. Gene Ontology annotation, molecular function: protein binding; ATP binding; cytoskeletal motor activity. The record is from RefSeq and is a predicted model, not a curated record. Gene Ontology annotation, cellular component: myosin complex; cytoskeleton. NCBI's taxonomy places the organism in Eukaryota, Metazoa, Chordata, Actinopteri, Cypriniformes, Cyprinidae. Bases 416 to 6556 code for a protein of 2046 amino acids.